AUGGCGUCUCGCGUUACACUUAUGAAAGAUAGAUUUUACAACAAUGUAGCAACGUCUAGAAAGUUAACAAGUGGUAAGAAUACAGUUUAUACUGAAGAUGAACGUUACAAACUGUUGUUAGAAGAGGUCACUACGGCAAAAAUAACAGCAAAGAAGACUCCUCGCGAUUAUUGGCUGUUACGGCGAUACGAUUUUCUUACUAUAGAUCAAAAUAGUAAACUUAUUUUUCCUGUUAAAGAUACUGGUAGCAAUAUACUUUACUACGUAUGUGACAACGAGUUAUUCGACGUAUUGCACGAAGCUCAUAUAAGAAUUGGCCACGGCGGAAGAGACCGCAUGAUGAAAGAGGUAUGGAGUCACUACAAAAACAUAACACGUAAGGAUAUAGAAACCUAUAUUCAACUUUGUGAACCAUGUCAACAAAAGCAAAAAGGCAUUAAAAAGGGUAUUACUGUAAAGCCUAUUAUAUCAUCUGAAUUCAACUCCAGAUGUCAAGUGGAUUUAAUAGAUUUUCAGUCUCAGCCGGACGGUGAAAACAAAUUCAUACUAGUUUAUCAAGACCACUUAACAAAAUUUGUUGUUUUAAGACCACUCAAAUCUAAACGAGCUGAGGAAGUGGCUUACACUUUGUUGGACAUAUUUACUUUAUUAGGUGCCCCUGCCAUUCUACAGUCCGACAAUGGCAGAGAAUUUUCUAACAAAAUUAUUGAAAACUUAAAAACAUAUUGGCCUACUUUAAAAAUUAUCCAUGGUAAGCCCAGGCAUUCGCAAAGUCAGGGCAGUGUAGAAAGGGCUAAUCAGGAUAUUGAAAAUAUGCUGACCACUUGGAUGCAAGACAAUGAUAAUUCACAUUGGAGUGAGGGUAUAAGAUUUGUGCAACUCAUGAAAAACAGAGCAUUUCAUGCUGGCAUCAAGCAAACUCCUUAUGAGGCCCUUUUUGGGUGUAAAGUAAAGGUAGGACUAUCGUUGCCAAAUCAUUUUACGCGAAGCGUCGAAACUGAAGAAGAUUUGGAGAAAAUCAUACAGGAUCUUGACCAGAUUAAAGCAGAUCCCAAAGCUUCUACGUUUAAACCCUGUGAGGUAAAUAUAGAGAAAAGUCAAGCCUCUAAUAACAAUUUGGAACAAUGUGAAAUAAGUAAGCAACCCCUAGCCAGUGCGCAAGAUAAAAAAUGCAGCGUCUGUUCACAAGAAACUAGUGGAGCUCAUACUUGCAGGAUAUGCGGAUGGAUGUGUCAUUCACACAAUUUACGCUGUUGUUGAGCGAUCAACUGACGAAGGACAUGGGUCUAAAGUACUCUGCCCUUUGUGUUCAAAAAAAUCAGUAGCGUUAGAAAACCGUCAAAUUGCUAAGGAAAAUCUACAAUAACAGGCAGAAAAGAUGUUGAAAACGAGUGGCAAAAAAUUUCCUCCAGUAUCUAUUAGCACCUCUGUAAGGGUUUUCGUACCAGAAGUCGAUAGAGGACGUGGUGAUGCGCGUAAUAUUAUAGGAGUGGUCUUAGAUAAAACUGAUGACGAGCUUUAUCAAAUCGGUACAAAGAAUGGAGUUAUAAAACAAUUGUAUUCUAGAUCUCAGUUCAAUGUUUGUCCAAAAGAUAUGUUAGAAAUCAAAGAUGUACCUUGUACUGAUAUUUCACUACUCUCAGUUGCGAAUCUAAAAUCAACUGGAACCGGACAAGGAUUCAAAAAGUGUCUUUGCAAGAAGGGUUGUAGUUCAUUAAAAUGUUUGUGCUUUAAAAAUAAA
Molecule: messenger RNA, 1741 nt
Organism: Onthophagus taurus
Lineage: Eukaryota; Metazoa; Arthropoda; Insecta; Coleoptera; Scarabaeidae
Product: KRAB-A domain-containing protein 2-like
Biological process (GO): DNA integration
Molecular function (GO): nucleic acid binding
Source: RefSeq, a predicted model, not a curated record